GGGAGCGCCGCCGAGCACGAUGGUGACGGCUUCGUACGACGGCAACGUCAAGCAGUGGGACUUUCUGGACGGGCAAUGGCUGCUCGUGGGCUGCUUUCGGACGCUGUCGAGCCACCUUACUGUCGCACGCGGCCUCGAAAUGAACUACAUUUGCACUGGGUCGGACGAAGGCAGUGUCGAAGUGUGGAAACUCCCCAUGGCAGCGCCGCUGCAUUUCGGCACGUCCAAGAAAGCAGUUGUGCACAUCGCGCACGCGCACGCCCGACCGAUCGCUGACAUUAACGUGCACCAAAUGCUUGGCGCGACCCCGGACUUGGACUGCACGCUCCUUGCCACGUCGGCCAAAGACGGCUCGAUCCUGUUUUGGCUCUUUGGCACGUCGCUCGACGGCGCGUCGUUGCUCUCGUUCCAAAGCAUCGCGACGAGCCAGCCUCUGUGCGGCACCGGCCACUUGACCUUUGUCGGGUGCUUGCCCCACAGCCUCGACAAGCUCUGCGUGCUACCGAGCUCUAAAAAGGCGCUCGUGGCACUCGCUCUCGAAUCGUCGGCGCCAUCGAGCGUCGACGCGCCAGUGUCGCCACCUCGUUGUCCGCCGACAGAGCUCCUCCCUUCGAUCCCGGACGUGCCCGACACGGUCCACGUUGAAAUGACGGCGCCCAUCGUCGAGCUCCACAUGGACGUCGACGAGAACGACCGGUCCACGACGCGCCAUACCCUCGUGGAUACGACGCCGAUCGAGCCGAAAGCGCGCACCAAAGCAAAAACGCACACCCCGUGGCUGCCUGCCGCGCUUGCCCGCGGCGCCCCCCGCGUGUACAAGACCAAGCCGCCACCUUUGGACGCGACGCAUCAACGAUUGAACGUCGUGUCGGCAUACGGCGUUCAAAGCGAGCACAGCGAUAGUCUCAGCAUGCACUACCCGACCUACAAGCUCGACACGACAGCGCGACUUCGCAAAACGGCGCUUCAAAACAACCAACUCCCCCUCCCGCUCUUGGAACACAAAGAGGCGCUGCCCCCCGAGGUGCACAUCAUCGACGUUGCGGUGCGCCCCGCGUCCAUCGACCAUGGACCGGCGUUCUGGCUCCAAGCGCAGUCGAAAGCGGUGGCGCGGCGGCGCACGGUGCUCAUGCCGUCGGUGGCCCCCACGUGUGUGUCAACGACUCCCCAGCCCUUCUCGAUCGAGAUGCUCGAGUUGCCGUGGAUCGAGCUUUCGUCGUCGCAGCAAAUGGUCGAGCUGCAGUGCAGCGUCUUGUGCGUGCCGGUGCGCCGCGCUGCCGAAAUGGACGGGGUCGUGCUGCCGUCCUCCAUCCUCCUCGAUAACGAUGCCGACCUCUCGGCGACCGAUCGCGGGAUCUGGAACCACUACACGUUGUGGUAUCUCCAGAACGCCAACGCUCGAAAAGUGUUUUUGAAACAAGAGCUAUUGUACGCGCUGAGCCACAACGACGUGAUCCAGCAGACGCAACUGCUUGGUAUUACGAUGCCCCGCGCCUCAGACGCCGAGAGUCUCAACCACGCGAGCCCUCUCUUUUUUCGAUGGGCCCGCUUUUGUCUCUGGUAUACACGUGGUGUCGUGGCCGGGAGUGUCGACGAGCUGCCGUGGCUUCUCGAUGCAGCCGACGACGAGCCGAGCCGGCUGUCGCGGCUCGAAGAACGCACGCUCCUCCUUCGCGAACGCCUCCAGCAAGUGGAGCACGCCAAGUUUGACUUUGACGUGCUCCAGAAACGGGAGCUCGUGCGGAUGAAAGCGGCCGCGAAAGCGGCGGCGAUCCUGCUGCAGCGGCUGAAGCGGCCCGUGCCCGUGCCCGAGAUCGCGCUGCCCCCCGAGUUGGUGUCGUUGGAAGUGGAUUUCUUCCAGCCGAUCGCGCUCCCCGAUGGAACACGCCUCGAGUUUGUACCGUGGGAAAGCAUGAGUACGGUCGAGCAGGAGAAGGAACUUGCGCUCGCAAUGAGCGACGUGCGCGUCCGCCUCGAAGCCAUGCGCCACCACAUCAUUUUGCCCGACGAAGUGAGUGCAUUGGCGCUGGACGACGAAGGCCUCGUUCGCGAGCGCUGCGCAGCGUUUCUAACAUGGUGGACGACAACCAACAACCCGACGCGCAUGGAGUUUUUGAGACACGAGGCAAAAGAAGCGGCGACCGACGAGACCGUGCAAGUCGCCGCGUCGCAAGUGGGCAUUGACGUGGCGUUUUACACGGCGCUGCAGGCUUUUCAUCAACCAGGAAAACCUUUGCCGUUGCGGCGCGACGCCGACCUCGAGGCCCAUCGCGACGUGUACCACGACUGGUACUUUCAAGUCGCCAACGCCGAGCAUUUGGCGCGCGUCGAAUUUCUAAAACAAAAAGUGCUCAAGCUCAAGCGGCAGCUGCGGUUCCAAAUGCUCCUCGAGCUCGGCCGGAUGCCACCACCGCUCUUGUAUGAGCUUUUGCCAGCGCCGCGCUUGGCCUUUGAAGUGGACGACAUGAAAAGCAAACUCGAAUCCAAUAUUGUGGCGCCACCAAUCGAGGUCCAAGAGGUGCAAGCGGUGAUCGAAGCGCCGGCCAUUGUCGAAGUGCGUGAGAAAAUCGACUACGACGCCCUCGCCAAGCAGCGCAAGGCCAAGGAGCGCCAGCAGUGGGAAGAUGAGAUGCUGGUCAUGAACCGCGCGCAAAUGGAGUCGGAAGAUGCUGCCGCGCAGCUCUGGCGGUCCAUGGACGACGAGCACGACAUUGAGGUGGUCGAGGACAUGCCGGCACCCCGUGUCCGCGCGGCGCGCGACUAUACCAAAUCGUACUUCUUCUCGUCGCUCCCGAGCUCGCACGACGCGUACGCCAUCGCGGGGCUCGGCUGGCGCGCGGGCUGCGGCCUCUACAACGGCGACGAAGAGGCCGAAGCGCGCGAGGUGCGCGAACUUGAGCGGCUGCGCCAAUGGAGCUGGACCGCCUCGAUCGUACCGUUCUUGGUGUUUUCUAGACGCGCGUCGAGAUGUACUGCGUUGGUUGUAGGUCUUCGCAUUGCCGAAGAAGAGCGGCUCGCGGCGCUCGCCCUCGCCGAGAAGGAGCGUGAAGAGGAACGCAAGGCCGAGAAGCGGGCGCGGGCCAUCGAGCUCAAGCGCAUCCUGGCCUAUCAAAAAGAACUGGCGGCGCAGCGGGAGCUCGAGCGACAACACGCAGCUCGAGAGCGAGAGACGGCAGCGAUGGACGCCGAAGAACAACGGGAGCGCCAGCGCCUCGCCGACCUCGUCCGCGAACGCGCUGGCAUGACUCGCGCCGAGGCUGAAACGCGGUCGGUCGCCGCAGCGAUUCUCAAGGCGCGCCGGCACGACGCCGAAACCAUGGCUGCCAACCGCGCUUGCAUGCUCGCCGAGGACGCUCGGUCCCGCGACGCGGCCGCUCAUGCCGUGGCGACCGAGCGCGCGCGCCGGGAACGUAUCGGGUUUCUAAAAGAACUCUACACGCCAUUUGAGCCCUUCUUUGCCGAUAAUGCGGACGACGUCGACGACUGCCGACGCCUCGCCCCCGAGCUGCGCCCGACGAUGGAACACAAGCGGUAUACGGACAACUACACCUUAUCGUUCGGCGAUGCGCUCGUGCUCGAGACACCGGCGGCCGAAGUCUACGCUGCGCAGCCAUCCAAGCGCUUCCAGGCGCUCAUCGGCGUCCCCAUCAACUACCGCCGACCGCCGUCGACACCGUACGCCAACGUGGCUGCGUCCAUGGAGACGUUAGCGCGGGCACGGGCCAUUCCCGGCAUUCAAGUCGCGACACCCGGUGUACCCAUGGCCCCGGUGCGAUCCCGGCCGCAGACGACGACGAUACCAGCAGGUGCCGAGAUGGAGAUGCAGCCUCUUCGGGCCGUGCACACAGCAGGGUAA
Saprolegnia parasitica CBS 223.65 is the source of this 3856-nucleotide messenger RNA. RefSeq lists its product as hypothetical. The transcript is spliced from 19 exons. Bases 20 to 3856 code for a protein of 1278 amino acids. Gene Ontology annotation, molecular function: protein binding. The record is from RefSeq and is a predicted model, not a curated record. Lineage: Eukaryota; Oomycota; Saprolegniomycetes; Saprolegniales; Saprolegniaceae.